Molecule: messenger RNA, 1700 nt
Organism: Symsagittifera roscoffensis
Lineage: Eukaryota; Metazoa; Xenacoelomorpha; Acoela; Convolutidae
Exons: 2
Coding region: 435-1700 (421 amino acids)
Biological process (GO): G protein-coupled receptor signaling pathway
Cellular component (GO): plasma membrane
Molecular function (GO): G protein-coupled receptor activity
Source: RefSeq, a predicted model, not a curated record
GUUCAAUCACAAAAUCAAGCAAAACUGCAUAGAAGCAGGAAAUAGAAGUAACCAAAUUCAAAUCGGCGCAAACUGAUUGGACGCCACCUUUCAUACAUAAACAUAAAUUAUGUAGGCUCCUUCUACAUCUAUACCAACGCUUUUUUAAACAAAUUCCCAUUUUCAACCUUUUUGUUAUCGAAGAAAAAUAUUAUCAGUUUGCAAGCUAAUUUUUAUUCUUUGCACUCAUUUAUGUUACCUGCAAAACUGGAUUCGAUAACAAAAGUGAAAAAGCUACAAUCUAAUUUAAAACCACUCACCCUAUUUAUCCUGAUAUUCCAAUUAUGCUGUUGUUCGAUUGCGACUUCUCAACUUAGACUACCCGCUUUAAUACUUCCUUUUCCGUUUUAGCAUCCCUUCCAUAUUUCCUUAAUUGGCAAGAGAAAGCUGAAAAAAUGUCAGGACCUACCAUCAGCAGCAGCAUUGAUCAGAAACUUCAUUUGAACCAAAACAAACUCUAUAAUCGAGCUCCGAUGACAACAUUUUUGGACUUCAAUGAGACUGAAUGCUUUGUGGUCUCACAUUGCUACGCUUUGCUCGCAAUAUUCGGCUCGGCAAUUAACCUAACAGUGGCUGUCGUACUUUUGACAAAACUUCGCAGCGCUGUGCCGAGAAACGCGUCAGACGUUCUGAUAGUUAUGCUGGCGCUAAUUUGCUUCCUAGCAUGUAUCGUUCUUUUUCCAAUGGAGGCCGGCAACUGCAACGACAAUGAAAGUGAUUUCGUCUUCUGGUAUACAUUUUUCCUCGAGAUCUCCUCAACUAUAGCUAUGCUGUCAAUCGCUGUCAACAGGUACAUUCUCAUCUGUCAUGUGGCUUCACGAUUCGAAUUCACCUUCAAAACAGCCAUAGCUGUUUCUAUCUCCAACCUCGCUGUCUCCGUCAUCUUCUCAACCUUGGCGACUCACUUCGAUCGUCUAGCCAUGCUAGUUUAUAUCUCAAUCAUCGUUCUAAUUCUCAUCGGCAUGACUAUACUGUACACUCUCAGUUACUCUGAACUUAGCCGACGAGCCAAGAGAUCCCGACACCGAAGUGUACACCUCAGCAUUCGACCAGAGACAACUGACCUUCAGUCCCCGAAUGCAGUCGAAGCUCAGAGCAAUCGGGCUGUUGGACUCUCGGUUCCUGUGAUUAACAUCGAACCGCUGACUCCUUCUAAUGACCCUGAUAAGCCGGUUGCAGCUCCCGUGGACGAUGGAAAAAUCCAAGGCCCAGAAUUAGAAAAAGUCGCAGCCGGUAUGAAGCUGGAUCUCAAAGACUCUCAAAUGGAGAACUCGCGUGGACGACUUAUCAAUACUGCCAACUCAGGUUCAGAGAACAGAACUCAAUUAAAAGAGAAUAAAUCGCAAGCAGCACAUAAGAGUCAGAUGGAGCUCAUGAGAGUCAGAUCCGCUAAAGUCUUCGCCACAAUCACUGCUGUCUAUAUUGUAUGUUUCCUUCCCUGCGUAAUUCUCACAGUCAUCGUCUUUGGGUACGGUGAAGAGUUUAUAAUGACGCCCAAACCAAAACUGGUCGAAAUCAUUAUGCGCUAUGGCAACUCGGUGUUCAAUUUUAAUUUCAUCAUUAUGCCAGUGAUCUACGUCAGUCUCAGCCCGCAAUUCUCAAAAGACUUCAAGCAAUUUGCAAAUGAAAUGAGAUCGAAAACUUUCAAAAUUCUAUAUUAA